Molecule: messenger RNA, 996 nt
Organism: Pelobates fuscus (common spadefoot toad)
Lineage: Eukaryota; Metazoa; Chordata; Amphibia; Anura; Pelobatidae
Product: putative deoxyribonuclease tatdn3-A
Exons: 10
Coding region: 62-889 (275 amino acids)
Molecular function (GO): hydrolase activity, acting on ester bonds
Source: RefSeq, a predicted model, not a curated record
AGGAAUACAUUGUUGCAAGCUCUAAGCCCCGCCCACUGGCACUGUGUUGUUGGCUGUGCAGAUGGCUUCUGGGUAUGUGGACUGUCACUGUCAUAUCACAGCUCAGGAGUUCAUGCAGGACACUGAAGAAGUCAUUGACAAUUCGAGGAAAAAUGGAGUGCAAGCUCUAGUUUGUGUUACAGAACAUUCGGGAGAGUUUGAAAGGCUGAUCAACCUUUCAGAGAGGUUCCCUGACUUUGUCAUGCCGUGUCUUGGAAUACAUCCCAUUCAGUGUGAUACAGAGGAGCAACGCAGUGUGACAAUGAAGGAUUUGGAACCAGUUCUUGCACAGUUUGAGAAGUACAAGGACCAGCUGGUUGCUAUUGGAGAGAUUGGAUUAGAUUUCACUCCAUGGCUCGCCCCCACCCAAGAACAAAGAGAUGAACAGUUAAAAGUUUUCCAGAUGCAACUGGACAUCGCCAAACGAUUGGACCUUCCUGUAAACAUCCAUUCUCGUUCAGCUGGGAGGCAAACAAUUGCUUUUCUUAAGGAACAAGACGUUCACAAGGUGUUGUUACAUAACUUUGCCGGCCGGCCCUCGGUGGCCCUGGAAGGUGUGCACGCUGGAUAUUUUUUCUCUUUCCCUCCGGCUAUCACAAGGAAUGACCGAAGAGCAAAACUAAUCAAGCAGAUUCCCCUGGAGAACAUCUGUUUGGAGACAGACUCUCCAUCCCUGGGUCCAUGUAAAGAGAAGCGGAAUAUUCCAUCAAAUAUUUGCAUUCCGUGUGAUUAUAUCGCUUCUGUGAAAGGCCUUCAACCUGACUCAGUCCGUGAGGUGACCACACAGAACGCCAUGCGGCUUUUUCCAAAGAUGUAUCACAAAUUAAAAACACAGUUACCGGUACUUUGAUCGUGUCCUCGGAACAAAAUGAGUUAAUGAUAAAACGUGUCAUCAAUCUUAUUAUUGUAUAUUCUUUCGUGUUGCAUGCCUGGCUAAUUAUAAUGCAAAUAAAUGAA